UCGAGAAGGGUCACGUGCAAUGGUCAUGGCCAGAACUCGAGCUACUUCCUGGGUUGGCAAGAGUACGAGAGAAACCCUUAUCACCAUAUCACCAACCCUUCCGGAAUGAUUCAGAUGGGCCUCGCCGAGAAUCAGCUCUCCUUCGAUCUUCUCGAGACGUGGCUCGCUUCACACCCUGAAGCCACUGACUUCAAGAAUGCCGGCGGCAGCCUUUCCCUCUUCCGGCAGCUUGCUCUAUUCCAAGACUACCAUGGUUUACCAGCUUUCAAAGUAGCACUAGCUGAGUUCAUGAGCGAAUUGAGAGGAAACAAAGUAAGCUUCGAUCCAAACAAACUCGUCCUCACUGCCGGAGCCACUUCUGCCAACGAGACCCUCGUCUUCUGCCUCGCCAACCCCGGUGAAGCCUUCCUCAUCCCCACGCCGUACUAUCCAGGGUUCGAUCGUGAUCUCAAAUGGCGAACAGGAGCCGAAAUAAUCCCAAUUCACUGUUCCAGCACCAAUGGCUUCCGCCUCUCCAAACAAGCUCUCGAAGACGCCUACCGCUGCGCCACCAAACUCAAACUCCAAGUCAAAGGCGUGCUCAUCACCAACCCGUCAAACCCUCUCGGCACCACCAUGACUCCAAUCGAGCUUAGCACCCUCGCCGACUUCAUCGAAGCUAAGAACCUCCAUCUCAUUUGUGACGAAAUCUACUCCGGCACCAACUUCAUCACCCCUGCAGACUUCAUCAGCAUCAAACAAGUAGUUGCUCAGCGCCCCCAUCUCUCUAACCAAGUUCACAUCGUAUACAGUCUAUCCAAAGACCUCGGCCUCCCGGGCUUUCGCGUUGGCGCCAUUUACUCCGAAAACGAUCUUGUCGUCGAAGCUGCCACGAAGAUGUCGAGCUUCGGCCUCGUCUCUUCGCAGACUCAGUAUCUCCUUGCCAAGAUGCUCGGAGACAAAGAGUUUACGAGAAACUAUGUUGUGGAGAAUAAGGCCAGGCUUAAGGAAAGACAUUAUAAGCUUGUCAAUGGCCUUGGCGAUAUUGGUAUCGAGUGUUUGGAGAGUAAUUCAGGUCUGUUCUGUUGGGUUGAUAUGCGUCAUUUGCUCAAGAGGAAUAGCUUUAAAAGUGAAUUGGAGCUUUGGAAGAAGAUAGUGUAUGAUGUUGGACUAAACAUAUCGCCCGGUUCGUCUUGCCAUUGCACCGAACCGGGUUGGUUUAGGGUGUGUUUUGCAAACAUGACGGAGGCCACGCUCGACCUCGCCAUGCAGCGGCUUAGGGACUUUGUGCAAAAUGGAGGUGUGAUGCGGCGGCAACGUAGGCUUGGACCAGUGAAGAUUGCGUGGUGGGCUCGACGGCUGUUAACGGCGUCGGAGAAGAGGGUGGAGCAGCUCUCACGCUAG
Molecule: messenger RNA, 1383 nt
Organism: Dendrobium catenatum
Lineage: Eukaryota; Viridiplantae; Streptophyta; Magnoliopsida; Asparagales; Orchidaceae
Product: 1-aminocyclopropane-1-carboxylate synthase 3
Exons: 3
Coding region: 106-1383 (425 amino acids)
Biological process (GO): amino acid metabolic process; biosynthetic process
Molecular function (GO): transaminase activity; pyridoxal phosphate binding
Source: RefSeq, a predicted model, not a curated record